AUGGCCGGCAUCUCCAACGCUAUCUACCAGAGCAUCAUCCGCCGGAAUGCUGUCUUCCUGACCACCAUCUUCGCCGGUGCCUUCGCUUUCGAGCUCUCCUUCGACACCGCCUCCAACAAGAUCUGGGAUACCUGGAACGCCGGCCGUCAAUGGAAGGACAUCAAGCCCCGCUACCUGGUUAAGGAGGAUGAGGAUGACGAGUAA
This is a messenger RNA of Penicillium cataractarum, 204 nucleotides long. Its product is annotated as cytochrome b-c1 complex subunit 9. The coding region runs from base 1 to 204 and encodes 67 amino acids. NCBI's taxonomy places the organism in Eukaryota, Fungi, Ascomycota, Eurotiomycetes, Eurotiales, Aspergillaceae. Gene Ontology annotation, biological process: mitochondrial electron transport, ubiquinol to cytochrome c. The transcript has 5 exons. The record is from RefSeq and is a predicted model, not a curated record.